UUAAUCAGCUGCUGCAAUGUCAUAACAAACAAUCGAACCUAACCUCCAAUUAAUAAAUAACAAGUUUUAAGCAAAUAUAGAAUGGCAAACAAGCCGACGCGUGAUUUAAUUGGUAUUAUUUGGCAAAACUUCAAGCGCUCGUUGCAACCACGUCAAUUUCGUGGCAAUUACAUAGGCGAGGAUUAUUUUGGCAACAAAUACUAUGAGAUUCCGGCAAAUCCAGCGAUUGGCAAACGCAAAUCUUCACGUUGGUUUGAGCCGACAGACAAGGAUGCCUUUGAUCAAGAAUUGACCGCCGAAUGGGAGGCGUGGUUGCGCGGACGACGCGAAGAGCCGCCUACUCGCGAAGAGCUGGUAAAGAAUCUGCAAAUUAUGGAUAUGAAGAAACGCAAUGCAGCUGAACUUGAUGCGCAUUACGCCAAGGAUAAAGACGCGGCUGCGCUGCCCAAGCAAGUGGAAGGCGAAACAGUGGGCACAUUUCCCAAAUACAAAGAAUACGAAUCAGUGCCAGGCAAACAUGACAAAUGAAUUUUAGUUUUGUUACUUGUUAAUAAUAUAAAGAUUUAUUUAUAGCAUAUUU
Drosophila busckii is the source of this 580-nucleotide messenger RNA. RefSeq names its product NADH dehydrogenase [ubiquinone] 1 alpha subcomplex assembly factor 2. Bases 82 to 528 code for a protein of 148 amino acids. Gene Ontology annotation, biological process: mitochondrial respiratory chain complex I assembly. Lineage: Eukaryota; Metazoa; Arthropoda; Insecta; Diptera; Drosophilidae. Gene Ontology annotation, cellular component: membrane. The record is from RefSeq and is a predicted model, not a curated record. The transcript has a single exon.